UAGUCAAUUUUCAGGUUGCUAUGUGUGAGUGAAUCAACAGUCAAAGGUUAUCCAAAAAUAUUUUCAUUAAAUAGUUAAACACGACAUUUAGAUAAGUAAUGCCAUAGACAAGAGACAAGAAAGUCACAUGAACACAAUUAAACAAGCUGAUUUUCUAAAAAGGUGAAUACAUUCAAAUACCUAGUUAUAUAAAAAUGAACCCUUACAGUUUUAUAAUAUCGUUAGCCUUUGUGAAUGUUUCGUCAAUUUCUACAAAAAUUGAUUAUACGAAAGACGUUGUCAUUACAAACGAACAUAUCCAGCUUGCUUUUAAAAUGAAUAAUUUUACUAUAAAUGAUAAAGUUAUAUUAAAUGGAUUGGAGCAUGUAAUUAAAAAAAUUAUCGAGAACAGACGAAACCUUUUUGAAGAUAUGAAUAACAUGUUAGUUGUACCGGAAUAUGAAUCCUUUUAUCACUACUGGGGUGAAUAUCCAUCAUCUGGUCUCAACUGGGAUGCGUUAAAGGUACUUCAACAACGUUUGCGAGACGUAAUACGAUUGGAAUUAGAUAUUCCUGUUCCUGAAGUUCCAGACGAAAAUUUCAGAAGUUUAGUUUUGGAAGAGCUUGGAGCAAAAAGAAGAGAAUUUACUGGAAUAGCUUUAAGAAAUAUAUUGAAACGGACAAUAAAUUAUGGAAAAACAGAAAAUGUGACCAAUCUUAUAAAUAAGAGAAGUAUCGGUACAGACACGGAAAAUAGAAUCAGCCGAACAUUAGCUGGACCUGAAAGGGAAUUAUCAUUAACAUGCAUGUGUCAUAUAAUAGCAUUGUUCAUAAGUACAAAAUCUCCAGAGUCGCAUAUAAAAUAUAUGCAGCUAAACCCUGAUGAUACUUGCACCCUAAAAGAUGACUACUUUGAUAGACGGGAUAAAAUAUAUAAAACGUACGGAAAAUUUAACGGUCAAUGGUGCCAAGUCAUCGUGGAGUCCAGAUUCAGGAUUGUUUCUUCCAUGGAUGGCUAUGCAAAGACAAAUUCAACAACCUGUAUUAGCAAAAGUCAUUUUUACAAUUUUUCGGCCUCGAUACCAUUCGAAAUAUUUUUCGUUGCUAACCCAAAAUAAACACUUGGUUUGUGACAUUGGUAACCACGGUACUCGAAUGAUAAUGGAAAACCAGAAAACGUGACACAUCUUAUAGAUGAGAGAAGAGUUGGUACAGACACAGAAAAUAGAAUCAGCCGA
This is a messenger RNA of Adelges cooleyi (spruce gall adelgid), 1217 nucleotides long. RefSeq lists its product as uncharacterized. The record is from RefSeq and is a predicted model, not a curated record. The transcript is spliced from 16 exons. Lineage: Eukaryota; Metazoa; Arthropoda; Insecta; Hemiptera; Adelgidae. Bases 195 to 1097 code for a protein of 300 amino acids.